AUGACUACAACGGUAUCUGAUCGCAUAAGAUUGAGAGGGAAAAAGCACCAAAUGUUACCGGUUGAUACGGUUGAUCUUUCAUGUUUCGUGCCUCACAACCCCGUUUCAUGGGCGGUGUGCCUUUAUAAGGUUUACGCCGGUGCGGUGCCGGUACUACCGACGGUGCGAUUCGAAAGCGGCAACUUUUUUGCUGCUGACUGGGCUUCUAUCAACAAGCUUUGGCGCCGUGGGUUCUACGGAAAGGGAACCCUCUCGCGGUCGGAGCCUUCAUGGUUCAAUCGGACUAAGAGACGCCUUCGUCUGGACGAAGGUACGGAACUCAGUUCAGAGGAGAUCAUUGCUCAGAGAAGACACCAGAGGGAGGAGUUCAAACGCCAGAGACAGGAACUGGAUGCUCUAGAGAGACGGUACAAGCUGGAGGAGGAUUCUGCGAAUCUGGCACGCGUCGAGAAAUUGAGACAUGCGCUUACGGAGACGAAGGGUCGACACGCGCGUAGUUCGACUCCCGUUGAAGAGGUAGAAAUAAGACCCGAAGACGACGUUCUGAUCCAGGAGGGAAAGCUGCAGAAUAUCGAGGUGCUCCAGUUGUCUCACACAGAGACGCUAUUUCUCAAGCUGAUUGGAUGUAUCGACAUCCAGUCGGAGGAUGGACCUGUUGGUCUGAAAACAGCCUGGAUGCAGAUUUUAGGUUUGGAGUUCACUUCGGAAGACAGCCGAUUGUUGCGAUUUAUUGCAUAUGCGCACUACCGUUCUCUAGGAUGGUGUGUACGUUCUGGACUGAAAUUUGCAUCUGACUUUUUGCUUUACCAGAGGGGCCCGCCUUUCCAACACGCGAAGUACACCUUGAGGGUGUGCGGUGUUAAGGAGGGAUCCAUGUCGUGGAUCCGCUAUAGUGGCAUUAACAGAGUGGUUUCGGGUGUGAAAAAGACGAUGGUUCUAUCGUAUGUGACAUCCGAAUGGAAUGAGAAUGAAUUCGAAUCGAUACGUGAGCAGAUGGAGUGUUGUAGUGACGACCACGAGUUUGCGCUUCUCGUUGCAGAUCUUGUGUCUCACUACCGUGUGGACGAAGUGGUGUACCAUAGAUGGGUUGCAAACCGUAAUAGGGAAUAA
This is a messenger RNA of Kuraishia capsulata CBS 1993, 1110 nucleotides long. RefSeq lists its product as uncharacterized. The coding region runs from base 1 to 1110 and encodes 369 amino acids. Gene Ontology annotation, cellular component: tRNA-intron endonuclease complex. Gene Ontology annotation, molecular function: nucleic acid binding; tRNA-intron lyase activity. Gene Ontology annotation, biological process: tRNA-type intron splice site recognition and cleavage; tRNA splicing, via endonucleolytic cleavage and ligation. The record is from RefSeq and is a predicted model, not a curated record. Lineage: Eukaryota; Fungi; Ascomycota; Pichiomycetes; Pichiales; Pichiaceae. The transcript is spliced from 2 exons.